AUGCCCAAGAAAGCAAUUGACUCCCGUAUUCCGGCCUUGAUCCGUAAUGGUGCUCAGGAGAAGAAACGAAGCUUCUUCGUCGUUGUCGGCGAUCGCCAAAAGGACGUCAUUGUGAACUUGUACCACAUUCUACUCAACGUAGACGUCAAACUGAACAAAUCGGUGCUUUGGGCGUACAAGAACAAGUUGCUGGGUUUCUCGAGGUGCGCAAGUCACCGAAAGAAGCGCGAGAAGAAGAUCAAGAACGAGAUCAAGCGAGGCAUCCGCGACGUUGAUACCGAAGAUCCUUUUGAGCUAUUCGUCUCAACACAGAACAUCCGAUAUGUUUACUACAAGGAAACGGACAAGAUUCUGGGAAACACAUACGGCAUGUGCAUUCUCCAGGACUUCGAAGCACUCACACCGAACCUACUUGCGCGAACGAUAGAAACAGUCGAGGGUGGGGGACUUGUCAUUCUGCUGCUGAAGGGCAUGAGCAGCUUGAAGCAGCUAUAUACGUUAUCCAUGGACAUUCACUCGAGGUACCGGACGGAAGCGCACAGCGAUGUGGUGGCACGAUUCAAUGAGCGCUUCAUUCUGUCCUUGGGCAAAUGCGACAGCUGUUUGGUUGUAGAUGACGAGUUGAACGUGCUUCCAAUCUCUGGUGGGAAACACGUCAAGCAACUUCCGCCACCAGACCCAGAAUUGGAAGGAAAGACUCCAAAGGCAAAAGAGCUGGUAGAGAUCAAGGACUCAUUGGCAGACUCGCCGCCUAUAGGCGAUCUUAUCAAACUCGCGAAGACGGUGGAUCAGGCAAAGGCGCUGUUGACGUUUGUGGAUGCGAUCGUAGAAAAGACACUACGGAGCACUGUGGCAUUGACUGCAGCUCGUGGACGAGGAAAGUCUGCAGCAUUAGGUGUAGCUGUAGCAGCAGCGGUAGCUCAUGGCUACAGUAAUAUCUUCAUUACGUCUCCUAGCCCGGAGAACUUGAAGACCCUCUUCGAGUUCGUUUUGAAAGGGUUCGACGCGCUUGGAUACGUGGACCACCAGGAUUACAGCAUCAUGCAAUCGACACAGCCCGAUCAAAACAAGGUCAUUGUACGAAUCGACCUCCACCGCCAGCACCGACAGAUUAUCCAAUAUAUGAAGCCGGAGGACUCACAUAUUCUAGGACAGGCAGAGCUUUUGGUCAUUGACGAGGCUGCGGCGAUCCCUCUACCACUUGUGCGCAAGCUGAUGGGACCAUACUUGGUUUUCAUGGCAUCCACCAUUAACGGUUAUGAAGGAACUGGACGGUCGCUCUCGCUGAAACUCAUCCAACAACUUCGUGAGCAGUCUCGGGGCAAGUCUACAAACGGUUCUACUCAGGUUGUGGACCGCUCAACCGGAAAGGAGACUAGAGACGGAACCGAGACUUCAAUGACCGGCCGCUCACUCCGUGAGAUUACACUCUCAGAACCCAUCCGUUACGCUCAAGGUGAUUCUGUAGAGCGGUGGUUGAACGACCUGCUCUGUCUGGAUGCCACCCUUCCUCGGUCGAAGAUGACUACUCAAGGAUGUCCACACCCUUCCGAGUGCCAGCUUUUCCAUGUCAAUCGUGAUACCCUGUUUUCCUAUAAUCCGGCAGCGGAAAAGUUUCUCCAGAAGAUGAUGGCUCUUUACGUCGCAAGUCAUUACAAGAACACGCCUAAUGACCUUCAACUCAUGUCUGAUGCGCCCGCGCAUCAUCUUUUCGUUCUCACAGCGCCUGCAGAGGAGAACAAGCUGCCUGAACCGCUUUGUGUUAUCCAGGUAGCGCUCGAAGGCCAGAUCAGCAGGGAGAGUGUGUUGAAUAGCUUGAGCAGAGGACAACGGGCUGGUGGUGAUCUGAUUCCAUGGAUUGUCUCGCAGCAAUUUCAAGAUGAGAACUUUGCCAGUCUGUCAGGUGCACGUAUUGUGCGGAUAGCAACGAACCCAGACUACGUCAAGAUGGGUUACGGAUCACGAGCACUUGAAUUACUUGUCGAGUUCUACGACGGCAAGCUGGCAAGCUUGUCAGAGUCAGAGCCACAAGAGAUUGAGCAGAUGCGAAGAGUAACAGAGGAAGACCUUGAAGAUACAUCAUUGCUCAAAGAUGUCGUCAAGGUCAGGGAAGCAAGCGAGAUGCCACCACUUUUCGCUCGUCUCCCCGAGCUCAAGGCUCCACGCCUCGACUACGUCGGCGUCUCCUACGGCCUCACUGCACAACUCCACAAAUUCUGGAAACGGGCAAAUUUUGUACCCGUAUAUCUUCGACAGACACCUAAUGACCUCACAGGUGAGCACACAUGCAUCAUGCUGCGCUCGCUCGAAACCACAACCUCAGAUGGCAGCUGGGUCGCCGCCUUCGCCAAGGACUUUCACAAACGCUUCCUCUCCCUCCUCUCCUAUCAGUUCCGCAACUUCCCCUCUGUCACCUCGCUCUCGAUUGAAGAAUCCGCAUCAGCAGGCUCCAAGCUAGACGCUGAGCUUGCACCCAAACCCAUCACCAAGGCCGAACUCGACGCGCUCUUCACCCCCUUUGAUCUCAAGCGUCUCGACUCGUACGCAAAUAACAUGUUAGACUACCACGUCAUCCUCGACAUGCUACCCUCGAUCGCACAUCUCUACUUUACCGGCCGUCUGAGACGGCAGGUCAAGCUCAGCGGUGUGCAGACGGCCCUGCUGCUCGCCAUUGGCCUCCAGCGCAAGGAAUUCUCAGACGUGGAAAAGGAACUCCAUCUCAAUUCGAGCCAGCUCAUGGCCAUGUUUGUCAAGGUGGUGCGCAAAGCCGCAACCGCGUUCCGCAGCAUCGUGGAAGGCGCGGUCGAGGAGACGAUGCCUGCGCCUAUGGACGUGGAUGAUGCGGGACUGGACGGCGAGGCCGAGCCGGCGGAGAAGAGGUUCAAGCCGCUUGAGAAGGACCUCGAAGAGGAGUUGCAGGAGGGCGGGGACGAGGUGCUCGCCGAAGAACGCGAGAGAGCUAGGAGUCUGAUUGAUGCUUUGCCUCUACAUCGCUACGAAAUCGGGGCCGGUGCCGCAGACUGGGAAGACGCCGAACGCGCCGUCAGCAAGGCUGCAAAGUCUGGCGGAGCUGCCAACGUCACGGUUGCGGUCAAGACGGGCGAGAAGAAGCGGAAAGUGGGCGAGGCAGUCGAGGAGGCGUAUAAAGAGGCGGAGAAGUUUAAAGAGGGGGCGGGGAAGAAGAGUAAGAAGGCUAGGGCUCGGAAGUAG
Molecule: messenger RNA, 3210 nt
Organism: Plenodomus lingam JN3
Lineage: Eukaryota; Fungi; Ascomycota; Dothideomycetes; Pleosporales; Leptosphaeriaceae
Source: RefSeq, a predicted model, not a curated record